Messenger RNA from Rhinichthys klamathensis goyatoka, 1802 nucleotides. It is a transcript of the gene ttll2, whose product is annotated as tubulin tyrosine ligase-like family, member 2. The record is from RefSeq and is a predicted model, not a curated record. Bases 36 to 1799 code for a protein of 587 amino acids. Gene Ontology annotation, cellular component: cilium. NCBI's taxonomy places the organism in Eukaryota, Metazoa, Chordata, Actinopteri, Cypriniformes, Leuciscidae. The transcript has a single exon. Gene Ontology annotation, molecular function: tubulin-glutamic acid ligase activity; tubulin binding. Gene Ontology annotation, biological process: microtubule cytoskeleton organization; protein polyglutamylation.
UUGUCUGAUUUCUUGGAGGUUCUGGGAUCUUCUCUAUGGCCGAAAAGGAAUGUGGUUUUGCUCCUCUGGUGUUCCGACUGCAUGGAGGAGCUCCGCUGGUGGUGCGUGAGGUUCUGCUGGAGCGAGGAUGGGAGGAGUAUGAUGAAGACGAGCAGGAGGAAGGAGACUGGAACCUCUACUGGAGAUCCUCUGGCUUUCGAAACUCAGACUACAAAAACAUCCUGCCCUGGCAGAGACUGAACCACCAUCUCAAAAUGACCCACAUUACACACAAGGACUAUCUAGCACGACAUUUGAGAAGAAUGAAGAGCGCUUUCGGCGCAGCCUUGUAUGACUUCAGCCCUGCUGCUUUCAUAUUACCAAACGAAUACACAAAGUUUCUAGGGGUGUAUACUAAGAAUCGCACCACUGAUGGAGGGAAGUCUUGCUACUGGAUUUGUAAGCCUGUUCACCUGUCGAGAGGAAGAGGUAUAUUUCUGUUUAAAGAUAUCAAGGACUUGGUCUACGACUCUUCAGUAAUCAUACAAAGAUACAUCAGCAACCCGCUUCUCAUUUCAGGCUACAAGUUUGAUCUCCGCAUUUACGUUUGCGUAAAGAGCUUCUGUCCUCUUGUAAUUUACAUGCACCAGGAAGGCCUAGUGCGUUUCGCGACAGAAAAAUACACCCUUGCUUCUUUAGACAACCUAUACUCUCACCUGACGAACACCAGCAUCAAUAAGUUCGGAUUGUGCUACGCCAUGGACAAAGAGCGAGUUGGCCGAGGAUGCAAGUGGACCAUGAGCAAAUUCCGCAGCUUUCUUCACAAACAAGACAUAAACGAACUUCUCCUUUGGCACAGGAUCAGCAAUAUCAUCACGUUGACUCUGCUCGCAGCCGUUCCUUGCAUUCCCUCCAACCCCAAUUGUCUGGAACUGUUAGGGUUUGACAUCCUCAUCGACUCCAGCUACAAACCGUGGCUUCUGGAAGUCAACCACAGUCCGGCACUUUCAUUAGACUGCCCUGCUGAUGUAACUGUCAAGAAAGGGCUGAUCAAUGAUAUAAUCGACCUGAUGAAUUACAGGAUGAUGGAUGGUUUCAGACAGAAGGAAGACCUCAGAAAGAGAUAUACAAGAUCAGGUAGAUGGUAUUUAAAGCCACAAAUUCCUCUGCUACCCAAAACUUUGCAUGCUACUCCAUCAGGCAAUAGAAGCUGGAAUCGGUCUAUCUCAACCUCUUCAAGUUCUCAAGACACUGUGUUGUGUUCUGUGAAUGAUUGUGCUAGAAAUAACAGCAGGUAUGCUUCUCGCCCCGUUCACCCCAAUUCAAAAUCCACUAUGUGCAGUGGACAUGAAAAGGCUCCACAGAAGCUGGAGAAAAUGAACAUUGAGGUGGAAUCUGAUGACCUAAAACUCACAACCCUUAACAGUACGAGGCAGGCUCACAGAAAUACACCAUCUUCCGUAUUCAAGUUGCCUUCUCUUCACAUACAUAAACUCAAAUCCCCAACCGUCCCAUGGAACCGCAGGACUCAGGACAGAGACAUCCCUCCUUGUCGUGUUGGAGACUUCAUACUGACGUUUCCCUUUAAUGAGGCUACGUGGAAAGCCUCUCAGGACCAAGUGGAUGUUAAGGCUAUUGUGAAUGAGGUCCGUAAACUCACAAACAGACUGGGAUCUUCCUUUAACGAAAAAAAGAGGACAAAGGCGGACAGCAGUCAGAGUUGUAAUGCUGUCAGGGACAAAUUUGAGUUUCUGCUUUGGGGGCCAAAAGAUCCACCUCUUCUCAGCGAAUGCUACUCCUCAAAUUCAGAAACUAAGUAAAAU